UCCGCUGCCAUGGCGACGCUGCUGCGUCGGGCCCUGAAGCCCCUCACUGGUCUCCGAGGCCAAGCGGGCUCCGCUGAAGAUGUACGGUUCCGAGCCGGCAGCCAUGGCGCUGGCCUGCUGUACCCGGACCACAUCCCCACGUCCCCGCUGCAGAAGGCGCUGCUGGCCGCGGGGUCGGCCACCAUGGCACUCUACAACCCGUAUCGCCACGACAUGGUCGCGGUUCUUGGGGAGACCACAGGACACCGCACCCUGAGGGUGCUCAGGGACACGAUGAGGACGCAUCCAGAAGGUGCCCAGAUCCUGCAUGAGCGCCCCCGGAUCUCACUGGCUACCCUCGACCUGGGCAGGCUACGGAGCCUGCCAGAAGGCUCCCUGGGCCGCGAGUACCUCCGUUUCCUGGAUGUGAAUAGGGUCUCCCCAGACACCCGCGCGCCCACCCGCUUUGUGGACGACGAGGAGCUGGCAUACGUGAUCCAGCGUUACCGGGAGGUGCAUGACAUGCUCCACACCCUGCUGGGGAUGCCCACCAACAUCCUGGGGGAGAUCGUGGUGAAGUGGUUUGAGGCUGUCCAGACCGGCCUGCCUAUGUGUAUCCUGGGAGCACUCUUUGGCCCACUCCGGCUCAGCGCUCCGAGCUUGCAAGUGCUGCUCUCAGAGCUGAUCCCCUGGGCAGUUCAGAACGGGCGUCGUGCCCCGUGUGUCCUCAACCUGUACUACGAGCGGCGCUGGGAGCAGCCCCUGGGCGCUCUGCGGCAGGAGCUGGGCAUCACGGCCCCUCCCCUGGACGUCCGACGCCUGGGCCGGACCUGAGCCACCAAGCCACAGGGUCUGGCCCGCCUCGCUGCCCCUUGCUUCCCUCCCUCCACUCCUGCCCGAGAUCCCUAAUCCCUUACCUUUGGACAUCAUUUAUCUUAAUUGUCGCUAUCAGGGCUCAGUGGCCUCAAGCCUCCAGGGCCAGGCCAGAAGGAAGGAGGCGGAGGCACAGUGGGACUCUGAGGGGAGCCGGGAGCCACCCCUGGUGAGGAUUGGAGAUGUCUCAGGCCCAAACUCCCGUGGUUGGCUCCUCCCUGUCAGCCACAGUGGCCUCCACAUCCUCUCAAGGAGGGCUGCCCCCAGUUCAGGAGCCUGAGCAAAGGGAGGUGCAAGGGCCAGCCAGUCUGCCAGCAAAAUAAAAGCUCCGAUGGUCCACA
This is a messenger RNA of Ochotona curzoniae (black-lipped pika), 1193 nucleotides long. RefSeq names its product coenzyme Q4 (gene COQ4). The coding region runs from base 10 to 813 and encodes 267 amino acids. The record is from RefSeq and is a predicted model, not a curated record. Lineage: Eukaryota; Metazoa; Chordata; Mammalia; Lagomorpha; Ochotonidae. Gene Ontology annotation, cellular component: mitochondrial inner membrane; mitochondrion. The transcript has 7 exons. Gene Ontology annotation, biological process: ubiquinone biosynthetic process.